AUGUCAUCAUCUUCGAUAUCAUGCAUAACAAAACCGGGGAAGGAACAAGUCAAAUCAGCAUCUAGAGAAGGAAAGAAGGUCCUCGCUUGCGUGAGUUGCCAAAGGCGCAAGAAGAGAUGCGAUAGAAACAACCCCUGUUCGAACUGUGUUCUGACAAAACAGCUUGGAAUCAAUUGCACCGCAAGCCAUCCAGCGCCACAUCGAAAACGACGGAGGAAGAAUCAAGAGAUGGUUGAAAGACUCGAGAGGUGUGAGGAGCUAUUGAAACAAUUGGCGGAGGGGAGCAAGAAUGGCUUGAUGCUUGCGGGAGAUCACUGUGACGAGCGAAUUUCGUCUCUUGAUUCGGCGAUGAUGGAGUUGCGAGAAACGCUAGAACCGCGAGAGGCAGAUAUCGACAGCUCGUCUAAGGAAGAAUUCGACAACUCGCCCAAAGAAGAACUCGACAGAAAAUCGCCGGGGCAGGCUACGGUUCCCUCCAUAGAUGACCUACAACUACGCCCUGAGUCCUGA
Molecule: messenger RNA, 510 nt
Organism: Clonostachys solani
Lineage: Eukaryota; Fungi; Ascomycota; Sordariomycetes; Hypocreales; Bionectriaceae
Source: the annotation of a GenBank genome assembly